AACACAAUCAGCACUCCUGAGAUGCACAUUCACAACAGACCAAACCGACCGGACCUCAUUCCUCUAGACACAUCCUUUACGUGACGUGGCGCAAUCCAUCGCCCUAACGAAACCACUGGACAAUUCAAGCUUUGAGUCUGCACAGACAUCUCCAUUGCGCAUGUGGAGCGCUUUGUUUUCCUGCUCACAGCUUGGAGCGCUCGGCCUCAGAGCUGGAGGAUGCUGCCGAGGCUCUGCAAUCAGCCAACACCGAGGGAUAAAGUUUGAUUGCGGCGUACAACAGAGGAAAAAAACCCCAAACAAAAACAGGUGAGUCACCUCUAUCAAUGAGCAUCAGAGGAACAAUAAUCAGAGCAAAAAAAUCAUCCUGAAAUCUCUAGUUUAGCCCUGAGAUCCAGUGCAAACAUGAGGGACAGACUAAGCAACCUGCAGGAAGUGUCCACUGGCAGUAUUGAGAAGACAGAGUACAUAGAGUCCACCUUUUCCGACGCCUUCAGUAAUGUCGACUUGGAGGAUGAGCUGCCCCAUCAGGCGGUCGUGUUUGACAACAGCCCUGCUCUUAAUGAGGUGUUUGCUCAAACCCAGGAUAUCCACCGAGAGAUACAGCUUGUUCGAGUUGAGGUUAAAAGGCUGCGUGAGCAGAACUCCCGCAUGCUCCAGGGCAGCACUACCAUGAGCACAAUUAAAAAAGACUCCAAUGCAAUAGGUGCAGACAUAAAGAAGAGGGCCGAGGGUAUCCUGGAACGCUUGCACAAAAUGGACAGAACAGCUUACAAGUUAGAGGAGGAGCAUGGAGAAAGCUCUCCAAUCACACGCAUUGCCCGAACCCAGUAUGCUGGCCUCAGCAAUGGUUUUCGAGAUGCCAUGUUUGACUAUAACGAAGCCGAGAUGACCCAUCGAGAGAACUGCAAAGCCCAGAUUAUGAGGCAGAUGGAGAUAGUAGGGCGCGAUGUAACAGGCGAAGAUGUGGAGGAGAUGAUCGAGAAGGGCCAGUGGAACAUCUUUACUGACAAUGUCGUGAGCGAGGGCAAAACAGCCCGUUCAGCUCUCUCCCAGAUUGAAAAGCGCCAUCAGGAGCUUGUGGAUCUUGAGAGCCGUAUCAAUGGAAUUCACGAGAUAUUCUUGGACAUUGCUGUCCUGGUGGAGGAGCAGGGCUCAAUGCUGGAUUACGUUCAAACAAAUGUUCAAAAAACUGAUGAAGGCAUACAAGAUGCCAUUGUCAAGAUUAAACUUGCUAAAAAGCAUGACAACAACAACCCUUUUAAGAAAAUGUUUUGCAGUUGUUUCCCAUGCUAUAAUUAAGGACUAGAACUAUAUGCAUUGUAAUGUCUUUGUUAAAUACAUUCCUGUUAUUGUUGUUUGCAAUACAUAUCAAUGUUGUUGGAGGACGACAACUCUAAGAAGUUAAAGGAAGGUCUGAAGGAAGAACGAUUACCACAGUUAUUUAGACUGAGAUAUAAAUAUGCUUAUCUAAAAAAGCAAUAGGUUGUUCUUAACUUACAUUAACAAGUGUCUUAAUUCCUGCGAUGGAGAGGAGAAUCUCCUCAGGAUGCAUUCUGCCUCUCGCCCAAUGACUGCUGCGUCCCUGAGAAGGAUAAAGUAUACACAGAAAAUGUCAGCAUGGUUCUCAAUUCAUUAUUUUAUGAACGGGGUUUGAUGCAAUUAUUUUAAAUCACGGUAUUGAUGUUGUUUUUGCCACUGAGACUUUAUUACGUCGUGACUGGGACGGUUGCCUUUUACAAAUGAUUUUGGCAGGAGUGCACUGCCUUUGUAAACCUUCUUAUAUGCAAGCAAAAGAUGUAUAAAAUAUAAUGUCAAAAAGACUGUCUAUAAAGCUAGCAUAAUUUGGUUGUUUGUGGUGUAUUUUAAAUGUCUAAUGUUAUCAUUAUGUAUUAUAUUAACAUUAUUAAUCAUAAAUAACAAGCAAAAUGUAUCUGUAAAUGCUCAGAUUUCACGUCUUUUUGCUGCAACAGCAAAUAAAUGUUGAUGAUGCAAUGAA
Messenger RNA from Girardinichthys multiradiatus, 1999 nucleotides. It is a transcript of the gene stx11b.1, whose product is annotated as syntaxin 11b, tandem duplicate 1. Gene Ontology annotation, molecular function: SNAP receptor activity; SNARE binding. NCBI's taxonomy places the organism in Eukaryota, Metazoa, Chordata, Actinopteri, Cyprinodontiformes, Goodeidae. The record is from RefSeq and is a predicted model, not a curated record. The coding region runs from base 406 to 1302 and encodes 298 amino acids. The transcript has 2 exons. Gene Ontology annotation, biological process: synaptic vesicle fusion to presynaptic active zone membrane; exocytosis; intracellular protein transport. Gene Ontology annotation, cellular component: plasma membrane; synaptic vesicle; SNARE complex.